Oldenlandia corymbosa var. corymbosa is the source of this 789-nucleotide messenger RNA. Lineage: Eukaryota; Viridiplantae; Streptophyta; Magnoliopsida; Gentianales; Rubiaceae. The record is from the annotation of a GenBank genome assembly.
CAACCAUUUUACCCGGGAAUUCAGGCGCCUGCCGGGGCCCAGGCCCAUGGCAUCAUCAGCUCGGAAGUGUCCAUGUAGCUGUGGGUGUGGUUGAGGAAUUACCAAUGGAUUCGGGUCAAUUCGAUUUUCGAGUUUAUGUGGUGGCCGGAGCAGAGUUAUUUUCGCGGAGCGCACAUAGAUGACUUCACAGCACAAAUGUAUGAUCCACGCUCUGACUUCUGGGCGAUUGUCGGUCCCGUGCUAGAGAAUUAUUCGGUGAGCCUAAAUGAGAGGAGAGGUAAUCCGGGUGUGUACUCCGAUGGGGUGUUGCACUGGAUAACGUUCCCACACAGCUGGGGACGAUAUAGCCUAACCGGAUUGGAGAUCACCACAAACACAUGGAAGGAGUUGCGCUUUCCUACCGGAACGAGGGAUGCAGCAUUGGGGCCGAGAAAAGGGAAGCUGUUGCUCAUUGGGUGGGAGUAUAAUGAUGCUUACGUGCGGGAGCUCAGAGAAGAUGGUGGCUGGUGUGUGAUUGAGAAGCUGCCUUGUGAAUUGACAAAUAAGCUCUUUGGGGGAUCGCCUCGUUGGAAGUCGCUGAAAAUGGCAGAUGGGAAUGGUUUUGGAUUGAUGGAUGCGCAUCCACAAGUGGGCAGCACUGGCAUUGGCCGAUCAAUGGCUUUCUGUUACAUCCAAAUCUGGCGCGUUCUUCUCGUAUCUUCCCUACUCUCAAGGAUUGAGUGUGUAAAACAGUAUGGUAAAAGAUGUUUUCAUUCUUGGAAAAUUGAUACAAGAGAUGGUCAUAUAUAG